Messenger RNA from Racocetra fulgida, 194 nucleotides. NCBI's taxonomy places the organism in Eukaryota, Fungi, Glomeromycota, Glomeromycetes, Diversisporales, Gigasporaceae. The record is from the annotation of a GenBank genome assembly.
CGUUGAGUCAAGAAAUGGGGAGGCUGAUCAAUUUCACGUUUUGGAUCCAGAUGAAAGAUUAAAAUUACGAAUGAAUGAAUACGAACAAGGUCAAUUUUAUGUUACACGUCAACAAUUCGAUCAAAAAACUGGUGAUUUUAAACCAUAUAAUGAUUUAAAUUCAUUUGAUGAUGACAAUCAACAUAGUGGCAAUA